Messenger RNA from Melampsora larici-populina 98AG31, 543 nucleotides. RefSeq lists its product as uncharacterized. The record is from RefSeq and is a predicted model, not a curated record. Bases 1 to 543 code for a protein of 180 amino acids. Lineage: Eukaryota; Fungi; Basidiomycota; Pucciniomycetes; Pucciniales; Melampsoraceae. The transcript has 5 exons.
AUGAGAUGCUCAAUUUUUCUUGGAUUCCUGUUACAAGUGUUAUUUGUGAUGGCUUAUCCCGAACCCAAUAGUCGCUUGGAAGGACGUGACUCGAGUGGUCUGGAAUCGAUCCAACCAAAGAAACUUUUCAAGCGCAUGACAUCGCCGAGCAACCCGGUAGUCUGUCCCGGUCAAUUGCAGUCGAAGCCAUUGGAAUUCGAUCUAAAACAAUAUGGAAAAAUGAUCACCGCUUUGAUCUCACGCCCAGCCUCGUGUGUUUUCUUCGCAAACCUGGGUAUGUACGUCGAAACAACGACGAGAGAACCGGCCAUGUUUCAGGACUCUUCAGCCUCAAGCGUCAGGAAUUACUAUGGCGCUUACAUCAGCCAGACUUGUAGAGUUACCAAGCCUGUUACGCCGAGCAGCAAAGUUCCACCACCGAGCCCGGAUGAUGACCUGGUCAUUGUGCUAGUCUAUUAUGGCGAUUAUGCCGAUUCCAAGCAAGUUGAGACGUGCGACAAAGAGACGGAGGAUGCCAUGCGUGCUUUUGGCGACCAAUUGUAA